AUGCUUGUACGACCCAUACGGAGGUAUAAUAACCUUCUAUGUGGUCUUCGAAGCUACUCAAACGAUGCGAUAAGGGAUAAACGGUUUGACAUUUUGUUCUGCGGAUCGGAUUCGUUCUCUGUCUCUUCUCUUCAAGCCCUACUCGGUGCUCAAGAUAUAUGGAAAAGCAUUCAUGUGUUAGUUCCCGGAGAACAAGAUGUUGGUCGAGGGGGGAAAUCUCGUUCCAGACAUGUACAAAUCUACAAAUCGGAAUUAGGUGUAUAUGCAGAACGACAUGGUCUGCCUAUAUAUACCGUACCGAAAGAAGGUAUAAGAGCUUUUGUGCCCCCAAAUCCAUUCACUUCCCCUAACCCAACUUCCCUUCUCUUGACCGUAUCUUUCGGUCACAUCCUUCCCUCCCCUCUUCUCUCCCUAUUCCCCCCAUAUCAUCGUCUCAAUCUUCACCCUUCCCUUCUUCCAAAAUUCCGAGGAGCAGCCCCAAUACAACAUACCAUCCUAACCGGCGUUCAAACGACCGGUGUCACCCUUCAACGUCUUGUCGAACGUGGGAAAGGUAUAGACGCAGGAGAUAUAUUAGGUAUUACUUCCCCCGAAAAUGUCUGUGAUUCAGAUACGUACUCAACUCUCCUUCCUCGUUUAGCUAUCAAAGGCGCGGAUUUGUUAGUUGAAACAUUGAGGAAAGUUCAGGAUGGUAAAGCGGAGAGUUUCAAGCAGGAUGAGAAAGAGAUGACUAGGGCGCCGAAAAUUAGGAAAGAGAUGGGAAGAGUAAAGUGGGAGAAACAGGGUGCGAAAGAGGUAGAGAGGUUGUAUAGAGGUAUAGGACAUCAACAAAGUUUAUGGACUGAAGUGGUACAAUCUUCAACAGCAUAUAUCCUUCAACUCACUUCUGUACAACUAGCCCAAAAACCUCCUCCUUGCCCAGAAGCAAAACCAGGAACAGUAAUCUUCCUUAGAUCUCGUUCCCCUCCGGUGUUAUUGGGAGUCAAACAGACUGAUUGGAUAGAGAUAAGAAGUGUCAAACCUCCUAACAAACCGGAAAGACAAGUUGGGGAAUGGUGGAAUGGGUUACCUCCUUCCGUUCGGGCAGGUAAUGAGGUGAGGUUUGUGUGA
Tremella mesenterica DSM 1558 is the source of this 1110-nucleotide messenger RNA. RefSeq lists its product as uncharacterized. Lineage: Eukaryota; Fungi; Basidiomycota; Tremellomycetes; Tremellales; Tremellaceae. The coding region runs from base 1 to 1110 and encodes 369 amino acids. Gene Ontology annotation, molecular function: methionyl-tRNA formyltransferase activity. The transcript has 6 exons. Gene Ontology annotation, cellular component: mitochondrion. The record is from RefSeq and is a predicted model, not a curated record. Gene Ontology annotation, biological process: conversion of methionyl-tRNA to N-formyl-methionyl-tRNA; biosynthetic process.